CUGUGCCGUCUGGAGACGAGAGGAGAGGCCGGGGCUGAGGGGCCCGGCAGAGAGAGCCACGCUGCGGGCGCGCUGUGCGCGAAGGGCCCUCCUCGACCGUGGGCCCGGGUGCGGUGCGGAACCGGUGCGGUGCCUGGAACAUAACCGAACAACUUCGCGGACAGCGCUGCUCGCUCAUCAUGGAUGUUCCAGGUCCGCUGGCGCCUUUCUUCUGAGGACGACCCUGGCCUUGACCAUCAGAGCAGGGAACCGAGGCCAAAGGAGGCUUCCCCAGGCCCCGCGCAGUCCUGCGCGCCCUCCCGGGCUCCUCCAGCCCUUGUCCAACGUCGCCCUCGCGCGCCGCACUUCCCAGCUCGGAUGCCGGCGCCCGGCCGGGGCCCCCGCGGGCCGCCGCUGACCAUGCCCGGGCGCCGGGGGGCGCUGCGCGAGCCGGCUGGCUGCGGCUCCUGCCUGGGGGCGGCGCUGGCCCUGCUGCUGCUGCUGCUGCCUGCCGGCUGCCCCGUGCGGGCGCAGAACGACACGGAGCCCAUUGUGCUGGAGGGCAAGUGCCUGGUGGUGUGCGAUUCGAGUCCGUCGGCGGACGGCGCGGUCACCUCCUCCCUGGGCAUCUCCGUGCGCUCCGGCAGCGCCAAGGUGGCCUUCUCCGCCACGCGGAGCACCAACCACGAGCCGUCCGAGAUGAGCAACCGCACCAUGACCAUCUACUUCGACCAGGUAUUAGUAAAUAUUGGCAACCAUUUCGAUCUUGCCUCCAGUAUAUUUGUAGCACCGAGAAAAGGGAUUUAUAGCUUCAGCUUCCACGUGGUCAAAGUGUACAACAGACAGACCAUCCAGGUCAGUCUAAUGCAGAACGGCUACCCAGUGAUCUCAGCCUUUGCAGGAGACCAGGAUGUGACCAGAGAAGCUGCCAGCAACGGUGUCCUACUGCUGAUGGAAAGGGAAGACAAAGUGCAUCUCAAACUGGAGAGGGGGAACCUCAUGGGAGGCUGGAAGUACUCCACGUUCUCGGGCUUCUUGGUUUUUCCUCUAUAAACACAGAGUCCCCAGUCCAUGGGGAAGUUGCGAUCUGGACACCGGACUCCGCCCUUCCUCAACACCCUGAACUUGCCAGAAUAGGACCACUAAUUUCCCACCUCCAUCAGACGGUUGAAGUAGAAGAAUGAUUUCCUUCCAAAUCUCCAGUAUUUUCUUUGACUAUAGACCAUUCCUUGGGAACCUGGCUUCUAAUUAGUUUUAGACGACAAGGUCUGAAGGAGAAAUGAAAUGAUCGAUUUGAGCGAUUUGUACCUGUGAUUGUAAAGUCAAUAUUGGAUCUUAUUGUGGGGACCGUUGGCUUUUCUUCUUUUGUUUGUUUCUUGUAUUGUUGCCCCAACGCGAGGAGUGCCGCUGACCCCAGGAUGGAUGGCAGGUCGCAGGCAGCGCUCAGAGAGGAGCCCUGCAAAUCACCACCCGCUGGAGAGUCCUUGAAAUGUGUUCUUUGUGUGUCUGUUCAGCCUUAAGAAAAAGAAUGGCUUCACUUUCAUUUUGUAUUUUCCCCUGGGUGGACGGGAGGCCUCGGGAGGGGGAAGGGGACGUUGUGAAUCUGUCAAGAAGUGCUUUAUCCGGAGAAGCAAAUUUUGCACGAUUGGACUGCGACUUUUGCUUUGUGUUUUGUGUGUGUGUAUGUGUGUGUAUGUGUGUGUGUGUGUGUGUGUGUGUUUGUUUUUUGUGUCUUUUUUUUUCCUGGAAAAGUUUUACUUUUUUUUUUUUUUUUGUGCUGGGAUGGGGGAGAGAAAUGUAUGUUGAAUUCUUGAACAAGACCAAACAAAACAACACAAAGCAUACCUAUGUAUUUUGUUUUGGUUGAGACCAAACCGAGCAGAAGGUACGUGUAUAUCAAAGUACAAAUAACAGAUGGACGAUUCUGUUUCUUCUUUCCAAGAGAUUCUCUCAGAUGCACCUUUAGAACUAACAAGUUGGGAUUUUCUUGUUUCUUCUUUCUUUUUCCUUUUUUUUUUUUUUUUUUUUUUUUUUAACGCUCUGGAAUACUUUAAACACUUGAUGCUCCUGGGUGGCCUGAAUCAUGUCAGAUGAGGACAGAAGCUGGAAUGACCAAGUCUCCCGAACACACGCUUCCAUGGCCCAGCGCGCCUGGGUCUUCCCAGCAGCCCGUCCUCAUCUGUCUGCAUCUGCGUCUGCGCCGGCGCCCCAGCCUCAGGUGCUCCAAAGCCAACAGGAUGAGUCAGUCUCCCUCAGGAUCCUUCUCUGAUCCGCCAAGGAAAGAGGCGUGUUCACACUCCCUGCGAACACCUGGCGAGAAGCCACCUACAAGUCACAGCGCUUACAGGUAUUGGCAGAGGCACCCUGGGAGCAGUGGUGCAAAUCCUUCUUGUCUUGGCCCCUUGUACAACAGUAGGAUCACGAUGCAGCUGGGAGCCGAUGGGUGCAGGAGUCCUAUGCCAAGGAAACGUUACUAAAUCCCAAAGCAAUCGAAGAAGAGACCUCACAGCGGAUGUUAAUUUGUCCUUUGUGUCACAAUGUAACCAAAAUAUUGAUGAUAAAAAGUCAUAAUUUAAGAUUGAGAAUAAAUGGGUUUGAUGUCUGGCUUGUUCUUCUCCCUUCACAUCGUCCUCCAACUCCUACAAGGUGUGGAAGUAGAAGGCCAAGGACCAAGGACUCGGGGAAAGGAGAUCCACACCGUGCCUCUUGAAAACAUACACUCAGAUGCACACUCCUGUUUGCAGACCUAGGGAUGGGUCUAGGUGGAAAUUGCACACUUAAAUACACUUCAAUUUAUAUAUGUAUAUAUAUAUAUAUAUAUAUAUAUAUGUAUUUUUCACACGAAAAGAUUUUGGGGGUAGAUAUGUGAAAAAGACAGCAUUAAAAAUGCUUUAUGGAUAGGCAAUCUGCUUUCAUCACAUACAGUCAUUGAUGUGGUACAAGUUCCAACCCAAUAUUUCAAUCAGAGAACAUGGAUAUAAAAGAAACUGACAUUUCAAUAUAGCAUCAAUUUUUUCUAAGACGCGUGAGCAUGGGGCAGCAUUGGUUUCCGUUUUCACAUAAGAAACUCAGUAAGGAUCAUAGAAGUGAAAAAAAAAAAUCCAGUUUGAUGAAAAGUCUAAGUGUUACUGGCAUUAGGUGGACACCGUAAUAAGAUACAGAAUUUAAUUUGACUUAAAAUGAUGUUAUAUUUUGUUAAGAAAAGAAAAACCAAGAAACAUCAAUCAAAAUGAAUUUGGGUAUUUUGCCUCUGUGAUUAGGAGACACACUUCUAAGUAUGAGCAUUGUUCGUUAACUCUGAUAAUGCAAAGAGUAGAUGCUAGCAAAUGUUUUUCUUCUGUGUUUUACUGCCCUUAGUGAAUUAGUCCUCUGUCCCUCAUCUUUUAAACCUUCCGUUCAAUUUCAAACAAGCAGAAAGCUUCAUUAGGGGACAAUAUCGCCCUUUCAGAGGUUGAAAAAUAGAUGCAUACGCGUUAUUUUUCUCGCUUACUACUAUGUAAUGCACAUAUUUGCUUGUAUUUACAGCUUUACUACGUACAGGUUGUUAUUUGGUUAUGCUGUCUAAUAAAUAAGUUAUUAAAUUGAUCAGUCUAAAAAUAAGCAUAUUUCAGGAGUUUAUUUUGUAUGAGGGAAAAAGCUACACCCUGUUUAUUCC
Messenger RNA from Mustela lutreola (European mink), 3634 nucleotides. RefSeq names its product cerebellin 2 precursor (gene CBLN2). The record is from RefSeq and is a predicted model, not a curated record. Gene Ontology annotation, molecular function: protein binding. NCBI's taxonomy places the organism in Eukaryota, Metazoa, Chordata, Mammalia, Carnivora, Mustelidae. The transcript is spliced from 5 exons. Bases 184 to 1032 code for a protein of 282 amino acids.